CGGAGAGAAAAACCGCGCUCCCUUCCUUCUUGCACCGCCAUACUGUAUUUUAUCCUAAAUCUCAUUUUUAUUCCAACAUUUUACUCCCGCUCGGUGAGUACCUUCUCAGUGGCAUUCUUGUCCUAUUCUUUUUUAUUUUUGGUCCUUUUUUUUUGUUUUUGUUUUUUUUCUUCUUUUUAUUUUUUUCCACUUCUUUGAUUAUUGUUUCUAUUUGGGAAAGCUGGAGGAGCAUGGUUUGGAGCCUUUUCCGGAAUCCAAGUUUUUCUAGCAUGCGAUGGUUCUGUAGCCCGGGCGCUGUGUCCGGGAGUCCGCGGCGGCCGUGCCCGCCGGGAGCGACUCCUGAGUCCAGCGGAAUAUGCAACUGGUUUUAUGGAAAAAGCGAUGUGAAGUAUGGUGCCUCUUUUUUCCCUUUGUAGAAAUAAAAAGCAUGUUUCUAACUCUUUUUUUUUGGCAUACUCUUUUUCUUAUAAGAUUUUUGUAGAGGUGGGAUUUCACGGCAGUGCUUACAAGUUUGUGGCUUUGCAAUACUGGUACAAACCGCUGAGCAAAGACAUGAAUUUUCUAAUUUUUUUUUGGUGCCCUUUUUGGAUGCCGGUGAGAACAAAUUCGUUUUUUUCCCAUCUGUUUUUGAUACCCGUUGAUAACAUGAAACUUUUCUUGCAGCUGGUUCCUGGGAUGAUUUUUAAGCAAAAUACUUUUUUUCCUCCUUUAAAUUAACUAUGACUUUUGCACAUUUGACUUUUUUUAAAAAAAAAAACCGAGAUAAUUUUAUGAUAGAUAUCCUGAUAUCUAUAUCUAUAUUAUCCCUUCUUCCUCUUCCCUCCUCUCCCUGUAAAUCAAUUUUCAAAUGAUGGCAGUGGAAGGUUUUUCUGGAAAAAAAAAAAUGAAGUGCGGUUUGGUUUCCUUGUCAACGGAGGAUGAAGUGCACAGCUGAGCAGCUCGCAGAGAGCAGGUACAUGGUCCCCUUGGAGGCGUUUCCCGGGUUUGCAAUGGCAACACUGGUCCUGGCAGAGAAAUCUGUGUGUAUGUGUGUGCGCGCGUGUGUGUGUGUGUGCGCGCGCGCGCCUCCGGGCAGGGUCCGAGCCCGCGGUGGGGAAGCCGUGCCGGGAGCUAGGGAAGCCCGAGUGUGUCCCGGCCUCGGGGUCGUGUUUGGAUGCGCGCACGACGCCGUCCCUCCCUCGCUGCGCCCAGGUCGGCUCGGCGGCCGCCGGCGGGCCCUGUAAGUUCUCCGAGGGCCACUUGCAGAGCAGGAGGGGCGAGGGCCGAGGAGGCGGCCGGCCGGCGGGCGGGAGACGGGGCAGCAUCCUCCGGAGGGGCUGGCUGCUGGCCACGCGGCCGGGAGCUCGAGACCUUUCCAGAUCCCCGAGGAUGGCAACAGCUCCCGCGCGCUCAACUCCUGCUCCUCCUCUUGGCCAGGAGUAAACAACGCAGAUUAAAACAAGGUGAGCCGACCAUGACUGGCAAAACACAGACCAGCAAUGUUACCAAUAAGAAUGACCCCAAGUCCAUCAACUCCCGUGUUUUCAUCGGCAAUCUGAACACAGCCAUUGUCAAGAAAGCUGACAUUGAAGCCAUCUUCUCAAAGUAUGGAAAAAUAGUUGGAUGCUCAGUUCACAAAGGUUAUGCGUUCGUACAGUACAUGAGUGAGCGACAUGCAAGAGCUGCAGUGGCCGGAGAAAAUGCCAGGAUCAUCGCGGGCCAACCACUUGAUAUCAACAUGGCAGGGGAACCCAAACCAUACAGACCAAAACCUGGAAACAAGAGGCCCCUUUCUGCACUUUAUAGACUUGAAUCAAAGGAACCUUUCCUGUCUGUCGGUGGCUACGUCUUUGACUAUGAUUACUACAGAGAUGAUUUCUACAAUCGGUUAUUUGACUACCACGGGCGCGUGCCUCCACCUCCCCGCGCCGUCAUUCCGCUGAAGCGUCCCAGAGUGGCUGUAACCACGACUCGCAGGGGCAAAGGGGUCUUUUCCAUGAAAGGGGGAUCAAGAUCUACUGUCAGCGGGUCUUCUUCGUCAGGCUCUAAGUUGAAAUCAGAUGAGUUACAGACAAUCAAGAAAGAAUUAACCCAGAUCAAAACUAAAAUAGACUCCUUGCUAGGGCGCCUGGAGAAGAUUGAGAAGCAGCAGAAGGCGGAGGCAGAAGCUCAGAAGAAGCAAUUGGAAGAGAGUAUAGAGCUGAUCCAAGAUGAAUGUGUGUCAGAGAAUGCAGAUCACUCUACCGAGGAGCCUGCUGAAGGAGGGCAAGAUGCGGAUGGAGAAGAGAUGACUGAUGGGAUAGAGGAGGACUUCGAUGAAGAUGGGGGUCAUGAGCUGGUAGGAACUAAACAUUUGGUGUCCACACCCUUUGGUAACAGCACCAGCAUGUCAGCAACUCAUUCAUUCUAAAAUAAAGAUUAAAUUUUUGGAGCUUA
This is a messenger RNA of Equus caballus (horse), 2415 nucleotides long. It is a transcript of the gene RALYL, whose product is annotated as RALY RNA binding protein like. The record is from RefSeq and is a predicted model, not a curated record. NCBI's taxonomy places the organism in Eukaryota, Metazoa, Chordata, Mammalia, Perissodactyla, Equidae. Gene Ontology annotation, cellular component: nucleus. Gene Ontology annotation, molecular function: RNA binding.